AUGGGUGCUCCCAACGGUACUGCGCCUGUCAAUGGCCACGGCAGCUCCGACACCGCCAAGUACAAUCUCCCUUCACAUUUCAUCGGUGGUAACCACCUCGACGUAGCAGCGCCAAGCUCCGUCAAGGACUUUGUCGCCCGCCAUGGCGGUCACUCCGUCAUUACCUCGGUUCUGAUUGCCAACAACGGUAUUGCCGCCGUCAAAGAGAUCCGAUCCGUGCGGAAAUGGGCCUACGAGACCUUCGGCAACGAGCGUGCCAUCCAGUUCACCGUCAUGGCCACUCCCGAGGACUUGCGCGCCAACGCCGAUUAUAUCCGUAUGGCGGACCAAUACGUCGAAGUCCCCGGUGGUACCAACAACAACAACUACGCCAACGUCGAGUUGAUCGUCGAUGUGGCCGAGCGAAUGGAUGUCCACGCCGUCUGGGCCGGUUGGGGUCACGCCUCCGAGAACCCGCGCUUGCCCGAGUCGCUCGCCGCGUCGCCCAAGAAGAUCAUAUUCAUCGGACCUCCCGCCUCGGCCAUGCGCUCGCUGGGUGACAAGAUCUCCUCCACGAUUGUCGCACAGCACGCCGGAGUGCCUUGCAUUCCCUGGUCCGGCACGGGUGUCGAGGAAGUGACCGUCGAUGACAAGGGCAUCGUCACCGUCGAGGAUGAGGUCUACAACCGGGGCUGCACCCACUCGCCCCAGGAGGGUCUCGAGAAGGCCCGCGAGAUUGGCUUCCCGGUGAUGAUCAAGGCGUCCGAGGGCGGUGGUGGUAAGGGUAUCCGUAAGGUCGAGAACGAGCAGGACUUUGUGAGCCUGUACAACGCCGCCGCCAACGAGAUCCCCGGUUCCCCCAUCUUCAUCAUGAAGCUCGCGGGCAACGCCCGUCACUUGGAGGUCCAGCUGCUGGCCGAUCAGUACGGUAACAACAUCUCCCUCUUCGGUCGUGAUUGUUCCGUUCAGCGUCGUCACCAGAAGAUCAUCGAGGAGGCUCCCGUCACCAUCGCCAAGCCGAUCACCUUCCAGGCCAUGGAGAAGGCCGCCGUCAGCCUGGGUCGCCUGGUCGGUUACGUCUCGGCCGGUACUGUCGAGUACCUGUACUCGCACGCCGAUGACAAGUUCUACUUCCUCGAGUUGAACCCCCGUCUUCAGGUCGAGCAUCCCACCACCGAGAUGGUCUCGGGCGUGAACCUGCCCGCUGCCCAGCUCCAGAUCGCUAUGGGUAUCCCCCUGCACCAGAUCCGUGACAUUCGCUUGUUGUACGGUGUCGACCCCAACACCUCCUCCGAGAUCGAUUUUGACUUCUCCAGCGAGGAGAGCUUCCAAACUCAGCGCCGCCCCCAGCCCAAGGGCCACACCACCGCCUGCCGUAUCACCUCCGAGGAUCCCGGUGAGGGCUUCAAGCCCUCGAGCGGUACCAUGCACGAGCUGAACUUCCGUUCCUCCUCCAAUGUGUGGGGUUAUUUCUCCGUCGGUACCGCCGGUGGUAUUCACAGCUUCUCCGACAGUCAGUUCGGUCAUAUCUUCGCCUACGGUGAGAACCGAUCUGCCUCGCGAAAGCACAUGGUUGUUGCCCUCAAGGAGUUGAGCAUUCGUGGUGACUUCCGCACCACUGUCGAGUACCUGAUCAAGCUGCUCGAGACCCCGGCCUUCGAGGAUAAUACCAUCACUACCGGAUGGUUGGAUCAAUUGAUAUCCAACAAGCUGACCGCCGAGCGCCCUGACCCCAUCGUGGCCGUCAUCUGUGGUGCUGUCACCAAGGCCCACUUGGCCAGCGAGGCCGGCAUCGAAGAGUACCGCAAGGGUCUCGAGAAGGGUCAAGUCCCUUCCAAGGACAUUCUCAAGACUGUGUUCCCCGUGGACUUCAUCUACGAGGGCCAUCGCUACAAGUUCACCGCCACCCGCGCCGGCCUGGACAGCUAUCACCUGUUCAUCAACGGCUCCAAGUGCUCCGUGGGUGUCCGCGCCUUGGCUGACGGUGGUCUGCUGAUCCUGCUCAACGGUCGCAGUCACAACAUCUACUGGAAGGAGGAGGCCGCUGCUACUCGUCUGAGUGUCGACGGCAAGACCUGUCUUCUGGAGCAGGAGAAUGACCCCACUCAACUGCGUUCUCCCUCGCCCGGUAAGCUGGUCAAGUUCACCGUGGAGAACGGUGAGCACGUCCGUGCCGGUCAGCCCUACGCCGAGGUCGAGGUCAUGAAGAUGUACAUGCCGCUCAUCGCUCAGGAGGAUGGUAUUGUGCAGCUGAUCAAGCAGCCCGGUGCCACUCUGGAGGCCGGUGACAUUCUGGGUAUUCUGGCUCUUGAUGACCCCUCCCGUGUCAAGCACGCCCAGCCCUUCACCGGUCAGCUGCCAGAGUUGGGCCCCCCCGUCGUUGUCGGUUCCAAGCCCGCCCAGCGAUUUGCUCUUCUGCACACCAUCCUUGAGAACAUUCUCCGCGGCUUCGACAACCAGGUCAUCAUGGGUACCACCCUGAAGGAGCUGGUGGAGGUCCUGCAAAACCCUGAAUUGCCCUACGGCGAGUGGAAUGCCCAGUCCUCAGCUCUGCACUCUCGCAUGCCUCAGAAGCUUGACGCCCAGCUGCAGACCAUUGUGGACAAGGCCAAGGCGCGUAAAGCUGAAUUCCCUGCCAAGCAGCUUCAGAAGACGAUUGCUCGCUUCAUCGAGGAGAACGUCAACCCCUCCGAUGCUGAUAUCCUCAAGACCACCCUUCUGCCCCUAGACCACGUGAUCAACAAGUAUCUGGAUGGUCUGAAGACCAACGAGUAUAAUGUUUUCAUUGGUCUGCUGGAGCAGUACUACGAAGUCGAAAAGCUCUUCAGCACGGGCACCAAGCGCGACGAAGAUGUCAUCCUGAAGCUUCGUGAGGAGAACAAGGAGAACAUUGUUCCCGUCAUUCACACCGUUCUUUCUCACAGCCGCAUCGGCUCCAAGAAUAACCUCGUUCUGGCCAUUUUGGACAUGUACCGUCCCAACCAGCCGAACGUGGAGAAUGUCGGCAAGCACUUCAAGACUAUCCUGAAGAAGCUCACCGAGCUCGAGGCUCGCGCUGCGGCCAAGGUCACCCUCAAGGCCCGUGAGGUCCUCAUUCAGUGCGCCUUGCCCUCGCUGGAGGAGCGCCUGUCUCAGAUGGAGCACAUCCUCCGCUCCUCGGUCGUCGAGUCUCGCUACGGCGAGACCGGCUGGGAGCACCGUGAGCCCGACUUGAAUGUGCUCAAGGAUGUCGUCGACUCCAAGUACACCGUCUUUGACGUUCUGCCCCGCUUCUUCAUCCACUCCGACGCCUGGGUUACCCUCGCCGCCCUGGAGGUCUACGUCCGCCGUGCCUACCGUGCCUACACCCUCAAGAGCAUUGAUUACUCCGCCGGUGUCGAGCCUCCUAUGCUCACCUGGGACUUCACUCUGGGCAAGCUCGGCCAGCCCGAGUUCGGUCCUAUUUCUUCGACUCAGCCCUCGACCCCCGGCACUCCCACCGCCGAGUCCCACAACCCCUUCAAGCGGAUCAACUCCAUCAGCGACAUGUCAUACCUUGUCAAUGACCCCUCCAGCGAUCCCAUUCGCAAGGGUGCGAUCUUCCCCAUUCAGUACCUCGAAGAUGCAGAGGAGUAUCUCAUUCGCGCUUUGGAGGCGUUCCCUCGUGCUGGUUCCAAGAGCAAGCGUGCCGUUGAGGGUGGUUUGAUCGCCAACCUGGAGGGCAAGCGUCGGCCCGCGAUCAAGACCGAGAGCGACGAGCUCACCGGUGUGCUCAACAUCGCCAUCCGCGACAUUGAGGAUCAAGAUGACUCUCAGAUCGUCGGCCAGAUGCAGAAGCUGCUCGCUGAUGCCAAGGAGGAGCUUUUGGCCCGUCGCAUCCGUCGGGUGACUUUCAUCUGCGGUAAGAAGGGUGUCUACCCUGGCUACUUCACUUUCCGUGGGCCUACCUACGAGGAAGAUGAGAGCAUCCGUCACAAUGAACCUGCUCUGGCCUUCCAGCUGGAACUGGGUCGUCUGUCCAAGUUCAAGAUCAAGCCUGUCUUCACCGAGAACCGUAACAUUCACGUCUACGAAGCCAUUGGCAAGGGCCCUGAGAACGACAAGGCUGUUGACAAGCGCUACUUCGUCCGUGCUGUCGUGCGUCCUGGCCGUCUUCGCGAUGACAUUCCUACCGCCGAGUAUCUGAUCUCGGAAGCCGAUCGCUUGAUGAACGAUAUUCUGGAUGCCCUCGAGAUUAUCGGCAACAACAACUCUGACCUGAACCACAUCUUCAUGAACUUCUCUCCCGUUUUCAACUUGCAGCCCAUUGAUGUUGAGCAGGCUCUUGCUGGAUUCUUGGACCGCUUUGGUCGUCGUCUCUGGCGUCUGCGUGUGACCGGUGCUGAGAUUCGUAUUCUGUGCACUGAUCCCACCACCGGCAUGCCUUACCCUCUGCGUGUUAUCAUCACCAACACCUACGGUUUCAUCAUUCAGGUCGAGCUGUACAUUGAGCGCAAGUCCGAGAAGGGCGAGUGGAUCUUCCAGAGUAUCGGUGGUACCAACAAGCUUGGAUCCAUGCACAUGCGCCCUGUUUCCACUCCCUACCCUACCAAGGAGUGGCUCCAGCCCAAGCGUUACAAGGCCCACCUUAUGGGAACUCAGUACGUGUACGACUUCCCCGAGCUCUUCCGCCAGGCCUUCCAGAACAGCUGGACCAAGGCCCUCGAGACCAUUCCUUCCCUUGCCUCGCAACGCCCGCCCAUUGGAGAGUGCAUCGACUACAGCGAAUUGGUUCUGGAUGAUACCGAUAACUUGGUCGAGGUCUCCCGUGAGCCCGGUACCAACAGCCACGGUAUGGUCGGCUGGAUCGUUACCGCCCGUACACCUGAGUACCCUCGUGGCCGUCGCUUCAUCAUUGUUGCCAACGACAUUACCUUCCAGAUUGGUUCCUUUGGACCCCAGGAAGAUAAGUUCUUCCACAAGUGCACUGAACUGGCCCGCAAGCUUGGAAUUCCCCGCAUCUACUUGUCCGCCAAUUCCGGUGCUCGCAUUGGUAUGGCCGAGGAACUGAUCCCCUACUUCUCUGUUGCCUGGAAUGAUGCCUCCAAGCCCGAGGCUGGCUUCAAGUACUUGUACCUGACCCCCGAGGUCAAGAAGCGUUUCGAUGCCAGCAAGAAGAAGGAGGUCAUUACCGAGCUCAUCACUGACGAGGGUGAGGAACGUCACAAGAUCACCACCAUCAUUGGUGCCAAGGACGGCCUGGGUGUCGAAUGUCUGAAGGGUUCCGGUUUGAUCGCCGGUGCCACGUCCAAAGCUUAUGAAGACAUCUUCACCAUCACUUUGGUGACCUGCCGUUCCGUCGGUAUCGGUGCUUAUCUUGUGCGCCUUGGCCAACGUGCUAUUCAGGUUGAGGGCCAGCCCAUCAUCCUGACCGGCGCCCCUGCUAUCAACAAGCUUCUCGGUCGCGAGGUCUAUACCUCCAACUUGCAGCUGGGUGGUACGCAGAUCAUGUACAAGAACGGUGUUUCACACAUGACUGCCAACGAUGACUUUGAGGGUGUCUCGAAGAUCGUUGACUGGAUGAGCUUUGUUCCUGACAAGAAGGGUGCUCCUAUCCCGAUCCGUGCCUGGUCUGAUGACUGGGACCGUGAUGUGGCCUACCACCCUCCUGCCAAGCAGGCUUACGACCCGCGCUGGCUGAUCGCCGGUAAGCAGGAGGAGGACGGCUUCCUACCCGGUCUCUUCGAUAAGGACUCCUUCGAGGAGGCUCUGGGUGGCUGGGCUCGCACUGUUGUUGUAGGUCGUGCUCGCCUUGGUGGUAUCCCCAUGGGUGUUAUCGCUGUCGAGACCCGUGCCGUUGAGAACGUUACUCCUGCCGAUCCGGCCAACCCCGACUCAAUGGAAAUGAUCUCUCAAGAGGCCGGUGGUGUUUGGUAUCCCAACUCCGCCUUCAAGACUGCGCAGGCGCUCCGCGACUUCAACAAUGGCGAGCAGCUGCCCGUUAUGAUCCUGGCCAACUGGCGUGGUUUCUCGGGUGGCCAGCGGGAUAUGUACAACGAGGUUCUGAAGUAUGGUUCCUACAUCGUUGACGCACUUGUCAAGUACGAGCAGCCCGUGUUUGUCUACAUCCCGCCCUUCGGUGAGCUGCGUGGUGGUUCGUGGGUCGUCGUCGACCCGACCAUCAACCCCGAGCAGAUGGAGAUGUACGCCGACGAGGAUGCCCGUGGUGGUGUCCUCGAGCCCGAGGGUAUCGUCAACAUCAAGUACCGUCGUGACAAGCAGCUCGACACCAUGGCUCGUCUGGACCCCACCUACGGUGAGCUUCGCCGCUCGCUCGAGGACACCUCGCUCUCCAAGGAGCAGCUGUCCGAAAUCAAGGCGAAGAUGGCCGAGCGUGAGGAGCAGCUGCUCCCUGUGUACAUGCAGAUUGCUCUCCAAUUCGCCGAUCUGCACGACCGUGCCGGCCGCAUGCAAGCUAAGAACACCAUCCGUGGUGCUAUGCGCUGGCAGAAUGCCCGUCGCUUCUUCUACUGGCGUCUUCGCCGUCGUUUGAGCGAGGAGCUGAUCGUCAAGCGCAUGGUUGCUGCCUCUCCCAACCUUUCUGCUCGGGAUGGCGCCAUUCCUUCGUCUACUGCCUCCGCUGCCGAGACUCCUCUACCCUCCGCCGAGACUCCUCGCGCCGUGCACCUUCGCAACCUGCACGCCUGGACCGGCCUUUUGGACCAGGAAUUGGAGCACGAUGAUCGCAAGGUUGCCAUGUGGUACGAGGAGAACAAGAAGGCUGUGCAAGCCAAGGUUGAAGCGCUCCGGACCGAGGGCAUUGCCUCCGAGGUCGCCUCUCUGUUGAUCAGCAACAAGGAUGGUGGUUUGCGCGGUGUGCAGCAGGUGCUGUCCAUGCUACCCGUUGAGGAGCGGGAAAGCGUGCUCAAGUACCUGUCCUCCGCCUAA
This is a messenger RNA of Penicillium diatomitis, 6885 nucleotides long. Its product is annotated as acetyl-CoA carboxylase ACC1. The record is from RefSeq and is a predicted model, not a curated record. The transcript is spliced from 2 exons. Gene Ontology annotation, molecular function: acetyl-CoA carboxylase activity; ATP binding; metal ion binding. Bases 1 to 6885 code for a protein of 2294 amino acids. Gene Ontology annotation, biological process: fatty acid biosynthetic process. NCBI's taxonomy places the organism in Eukaryota, Fungi, Ascomycota, Eurotiomycetes, Eurotiales, Aspergillaceae.